Molecule: messenger RNA, 8676 nt
Organism: Elephantulus edwardii (Cape elephant shrew)
Lineage: Eukaryota; Metazoa; Chordata; Mammalia; Macroscelidea; Macroscelididae
Gene: SPG11
Product: spastic paraplegia 11 (autosomal recessive)
Exons: 53
Coding region: 1-8676 (2891 amino acids)
Biological process (GO): chemical synaptic transmission; axo-dendritic transport; synaptic vesicle transport
Cellular component (GO): axon; cytoplasm; dendrite
Source: RefSeq, a predicted model, not a curated record
AUGGACAAAUUACAAGAAGAUAUAGAACUUAAAACCAGUCUCAAGAAGAAACUAAAAAUCAGAGUUCACCUCCCAGAAGCUGACAAUGCCCUCUCAGUGGAGGAAACAGCUAGAAAAGAUGUUCAUCUGUUCACCGACAUAAAACUUAUCAAAGGCCCAUUUUUAACAAACCAAGGAACAAGCAAGCCCUGUGGCCACCUGCCUCCUGAAAAGGAGCUGGUGUCUAUCUCUGAAUCAGAGGAGGAGGAAGAGAAUGACAAGGAAGAGGAGGACCUAGAUCCAGAUGAGGCUCCAGACCCAGAGGAAGGAGAGAACGAUGUCAGGGUUCCAGCUGAGCUCAAUGCUGUCCACAACUCUCAGAGAGGAGUUGGCUCCUCUUUAACCAAGGCACCUGGUGUACCAGGGAUGUCAUCUGCCUGCUUGCAUUUUCGGUGGCAGGUAAGUCUGUUCCACUCCCCAUUAUCAAUUCCUUCCCAGCCUACACUUCGCAACACCAGCUCUCCAGUGCGGCAGUUUGGACCUCAGCUGCCUUCGCCAGACCCAUCUCUCUUCUACAGCCCACCAAGCUCGUUGUCUUUUCGCUUCAGUCAUCUGACCCAGCUCCAUCCUCGACAUCAACGGAUCUUGCAACAGCAGCCGCUGCCACAUGAUCAAAUGAGUGCCCCAACAAAGAAGCCUUGGUCUCGGCAGCCAGACCCCUAUGCUAACUUUAUGACCGGAAAAGAGAAGGAGUGGGUGAUAAAAGUGCAAAUGGUUCAGCUGCAGAGUGAGACUCCUCGCUUGGAUGACUAUUACUAUCAGGAAUAUUUUCAGAAACUAGAGAAGCAGCAAGAAGAUGAAGAACUGCUUGGGAAAAGGAGCGGGGUUGAAUCUCUCAAACUGGUAACUCCUUACAUUCAGAAGGCAGAGGCUUACGAGUCAGUUGUUCGAAUUGAGGGUUCUCUGGGCCAGGUAGCCAUAUCAACAUGUUUUAGCCCUCGCCGAGCUAUAGAUGCUGUACCCCAUGGAACUCAAGAACAGGAUGGAGGGGCUGCAAAGAGUCAGAAGCUUUGGGUAUUAUAUCGGAUUGAGAAGAUGUUCCUUCAGUUACUAGAGAUAGAGAAGGGCCAGAAAGAUGGGUCUCCACAGCGCUGGUCGUCGAAACAGCAGUGCAUCCAGGUUGAGAAGCUCUUCCAAACCUUGAUGCCCCAGGAGCAGAAAAACUUAGAGGAGGCGGCAGAUGGUUUCCUGCAGGUGCUGUCUGUGAGGAAGGGGAAGGCCCUGGUGGCCCGGCUACUCCCCUUCCUGCCACAUGAUCAGGCUGUUAGCCUUCUUCUGGCUAUCACCCACCAUCUGCCCUUCCUGGUUCGGAGGGAUGUGGCUGAUCAGGCCUUACACAUGCUGUUCAAGCCUCUGGGCAAAUGUAUCAGUCACUUGACCUUCCAUGAACUCCUGAAAGGACUUCAGGGACUAAUACUGCUUCCAUCUGCCACCUCAGAGAGGCCAGUCACUGUGGUGCUUCAGAAUCAGUUUGGAAUAUCUUUGCUCUAUGCCCUGCUGAGUCAUGGGGAACAGCUGAUAUCUCUGGAUUCUUCCCUAGAGGAACACAACAGUGACCAUAAAGCUUGGACAAAGAUGGUGGUUUUGAUUGCCUGGGAGAUAGCCCAGACCCCUACAGCAUCUCUGGCAGAACCCCUAGUCUUCCCUAGCAACCUUCUCCCCCUGUUCUGUCACCACGUGGACAAACAAUUGGUGCAACAGCUGGAAGCCAGGAUAGAAUUUAUGUGGGAGAAUUCUAAUAGGAAUACACCAACUGACAAGCCCAAAUUGCUAGCUCUUAGUAAAAACAAUGAACUGUUCGUCUAUGAAUUUAAUUUGAAAGAUGGAAGAUGUGAUGGAGCCAUUUUGUACAGCUGUAAUGGGGAAACAUUACAAAAGCUCAUCAAAGACCAAAGUAUCAGUAUUUCUUUAUCAUCUUUGAUAAUUCUGUCAUUUAAUAACAACACAUCAUCAUUGUUCAUCAACAAAUGUAUGGUCCUGCACAUUCUGUUUCCUGAAGAAGCAGCUGAGAUUAGAGGGCUCAGCUGUUUCAUGCUGCCUUUGCCUGUACAGGCAGUGGAUGAGAUUAUUGACACACAGCUUUGCAGAGGAAUUCUUUUUGUUUUGAAUAGGUUAGGUUGGAUCUAUGUUUUUGACAUCGUGGAUGGUAGACAUAUAGCUCAUGUGGACUUAGCGCUUUGUCAAGAAGAUGAGUGUCAUGAACAUCAGCAAGAACCAGCCACAAAAAUGUCGUUUACAUCAAUGAAAGUGUCUCAAGACCUAGAUGCUGUUGUCAUUGUCAGCUCCUCCAGUUCUGCAAUUGCUCUUAACUUGAAUUUGUAUUUCAGGCAACAUCCAGAACACCUGCUGUGUGAAAGAAGUCUACAAGAUCAUCCUAUUCAAGGGCCUAAAGGAGUAGAUGAGGAUGAUCCUGUUAACUCUGACUAUAACAUGAAGCUGACCAAGUUUUCCUUCCAGGUUGACAGGUCAUGGAAAGCUCAGCUGUCAUCAUUGAAUCAUACAAUAAAGGACUCUAAACUGGAGAUUUCCCAUUGUACUCCAUGGUUCCAGGAUCUUUUGCAUUUGGAAUCUUCUGAAUCUGAUAAUCAUGGUAUCAUUGUGCCAAGUUGGACCUUCAUUUCAGAAGACCUGUGGUAUAGCCAGUAUAAUUUUCCACAGAAAGAUAGUCAUGCUGAGCCCAGGGAUCUAAGAAGGCCCUGGAAGAUAAUGCAUAGUAUUGAACAAGAGGAACCCACAGAGCUUGAAUGUAUAUCUAUGACAGGAUUCACUGUGCAGUUUUCUCAGGCAGGGGAAAGAACUGGCUACUGCUCCAUUGUUUUCUGGGAUUUGGAGACCCAGGGCAUACAGUGUUUUCCUCUUGGCAAAAAAUGUAUUCCUGUAGAGAAUGGUGGAGCCCAACAGCUGUGCCUCAUUAUUACAGAAAAUGGACUUUCUCUGGUUUUGUUUGGUUUGACUCAAGAAGAGUUUUUGAAUAGACUGAUGAUCCAUGGAAGUGCCAGCACUGUCGACUCUCUGUGUCACCUCAAUGCUUGGGGGAGGUGCUCAAUACCCAUACACGCACUAGAGGCUGGGAUAGAAAAUCGCCAGCUGGACACUGUAGAUUUCUUUUUGAAGAGCAAAGAAAACCUUCUGACUCCUUCCUCAGAUUCUUCUGUGCUUGAUCAGUCUGAUAGCAUUUCAUCCAGUUUAUAUUUAAAAAAACUCGAUGAACAUCUGCAAAAGGGAGUGAAUAUUUUAACCAGCUAUAUUAAUAAACUUCGAACCUUCAUGAUAAAGUUUCCUUGGAAGCAGACAGAUACUUUGGAUGAAUACGAUGUAAAUGGAGAUGUCUCCAUUGUAAAAGAGAGUGAUUUGUGGGAGAAACUUAGUAUUGAGGAGGUUAUUGCUAAUGCCAUUUUAAACAACAAAAUACCAGAGGCGCAAACUUUCCUCAGGAUUAAUGAUCAUUCUGCUCAAAAACUCGAAGAACUAAUUAAAAUAGGCUUAGAUUUGGUCUUUGACAGUUUAAAAAAGAACAACAUAAAAGAGGCCUCUGAACUUUUAAAGAAUAUGGGUUUUGAUGUAAAAGACCAGUUGCUCAAAAUAUGCUUCUAUACAACUGAUAAAAACAUACGAGACUUUUUGGUUGAAAUUUUAAAAGAAAAAAAAUUUUUUUCCGAAAAUGAAAAAAGAACAGUAGACUUUGUUCAUCAAGUUGAGAAGCUUUAUUCAGGACAGUCCCACGAAAAUGUGCAGAUCCAGCCCUUUUCCAGGUACUGGAUAAAGGAACAGGAUUUUUCAAAACACAAAUCUGUUUUGGAUUCAGCCCUGAAAUACCAUAAAGAUGAAUUUGACAAACAAGAUCUUAGAAUUGUGUUAAAUUGGGCUCACUGGUGGGAUCAAGCAACACAAGAAUCCAUCCUUCUUCACAGGAUAAGUACAGAUGACUACAGAUCUUAUUCUCCUGAAGUCCUCUGGAGACUCCUCACAGCUCACCAUGAUUCAUUAAGCAUUAAUUUAUGGAUCAGAGAAUUUCAAACCCAGGAUAGUUCUGCUUCACUUCAGCAGAACAAAUGGCCCUUUCUGAGUGUUGAUGUUAUGGAUCAGAAUACUUGCUGCAACAACUACAUGAGAAAUGAAAUUUUAGAUAAACUGGCCAGGAAUGGGCUUUUUCUUCCAUCCGAACUGAAAGACUUUGAACUAUUCCUCCAAAGACUGAACCGUAUUGGGGGUGUGCUACAAGAUACCCUUCCUGUUCAAAACUACAGGACCAAAGAAGGUUGGAAUUUCCAUUCUCACCUCAUUCUUUAUUGUUUGGAACACAAUUUGCAGCAUCUUCUGUAUGUCUAUCUCGAUUUUUACAAACUUAAUCCUCCAAAUUGUUCCUUUUUGGAAAAAAAAGAAUUGCAUGAAGCUUAUCCCUGGUUUGAAUUUUUAGUUCAGUGUCGACAAGUUUCCAGUAAUUUAACAGAUCCAAAACUAAUCUUCCAGGCCAGCCUUGCAAAUGCUCAGAUACUGAUUCCUAGCAAUCAGGCCAGUGUAAGCAGUAUGCUAUUGGAAGGACACACCCUCCUGGCCCUUGCUACCACAAUGUAUGCUCCUGGGGGUGUUAGCCAGGUUGUUCAGAAUGAAGAAAAUGAGAACUGUUUGAAAAAAGUGGAUCCUCAGCUGCUGAAGAUGGCACUAACUCCUUACCCCAAGUUAAAGACUGCUCUGUUCCCACAGUACACUGUCCCUAGUAUCCUGCCACAUGAUAUUACCCUCUACCAUCUUAUUCAGUCAUUAUUGCCCUUUGAUUCCAGCAGAUUGUUUGGCUGGCAGUCUGCCAACACACUAGCCAUCGGAGAUGCAUCAUGUGAUCUCCCACAUUUUUCUAGACCAGACUUGGUUAAUAAGUAUGCUAUAGUGGAACGUCUGAGUUUUGCGUAUUAUUUGCAUCAUGGACGGCCAUCAUUUGCAUUUGGUACUUUUCUGGUCCAAGAAUUAACCAAGAGCAAAACUCCCAAACAGCUGGUUCAGCAAGUAGCCAAUGAAGCCUAUGUUUUAGGUCUCUCAUCCUUCUAUAUACCUUCAGUAGGAGCUGCCUGUGUUUGUUUCAUUGAGUUGCUCGGCCUUGACAGCCUCAAGCUCCGAGUUGAUAUGAAAGUGGCCAAUAUAAUUUUGAGCUACAAAUAUAGAGAUGCAGAUGCUCAUUACAACAUCACCAAGGAAUCCCUAGCUGAAAAACUAUCUAAACUGGCUGAUGGUGAAAAGGCAGCUGCAGAAGAAUUGCUUGUUCUUGUAGAAGAAGGUAUAUGGAACAGUAUCCAGCACCAGGACAUAAACAGGAUAUCCAGUGAUUCAAGCAACCAGUGGGCAUUAGCGAUACAGUUUUGCAGGCUCCACAAUCUGAAAGUGAGCACAUCUUACCUCGUAGAAUGUGCCAAAGCAAAUGAUUGGCUGCAGUUCAUUGUUCACAGCCAACUCCAUAACUACCAUCCGGAGGAGGUAAAAUCCCUUCUCCAGUAUUUCAACCCAGUUCUUCAAGAUCACUUAAGACUGGCUUUUGAGAACUUACCCUCAGACUCCAUAAUGAAUAGUGAUCAGGUCUGUGACAAGUCUCCCCAGCAACUCCUGAAAAACAAAGAGCAGAUGACUGAUUUCUUUGAAAUUUUGCUCCAGUGCUCAGAGGAGCCAAACUCCUGGUGCUGGCUCCUGGCUAAAGCAGUGAAACACCGGGCCCCUGUCCUGAGUGUCCUGGCCUCUUGUCUCCAGGAUGCCAGUGCUAUUCCUUGUCUCUGUGUUUGGAUUGUCACAUCUGUGGAGGACAGUGUUGGUGCUCAAGCAAUGAGACACAUUCAAGACUCAAUGGACAGUCAUAGCUGGGGCCUUGAAGAGCUCUCAGUCAUCUGGAGAACGUUAUUAACAAGACAGAAGAGCAAAACUCUCAUCAGAGGUUUCCAGCUUUUCUUUAAGGAUUGCCCAUUACUGUUGAUGAUGGAAAUGUAUGAACUGUGUAUAUUCUUCAAGAACUAUAAGGAAGCCAAAGCCAAACUCCAGGAGUUUCAGAAUCACCUUGAAACUCUUGAAGCGACAGCCACAGAAGUCCCGUCUCUCACCCCUGCCUCAUGGCUGAAAGAACAAGUGUGUUUUCUUUUGAAGCUUAUGCUGCAGCAGUGUAGGACACAAUAUGAGCUGGAGAAACUUUUACAGCUGUUUAUUGGCAUUGAGCAUCUCUUCUGUAAUGGUCCAAACAUGAAGAAACUGUGUGCCCUCAGUCAGAUUUUGAAGAAUACAUCCAUAGCCAUUAAUCAUGAAAUUAUUGCCAGCUAUAGCACUGAGAGUUUCCAGCGUGAAUGUAGAUCCAUUUUGGAAAGACUGCAGAAAAAUGGAAAGUUUGCCUUGGCCAGGAGGGUAGCAGAAUUAGCUGAGUUACCUGUGGACAGCUUGGUUAUAGAAGAGGUAACUCAGGAAAUGCAGACAUUGAAACACAUUAAACAGUGGUCCCUAAAACAAGCAAGAGUUGACUUCUGGAAGAAAUGCCAUGAGAGUUUUAAGAAAAAUUCCAUUUUGAGCAAAUCUGCAUCGUCCUUUUUUUCAUCCCAGGCCCUUGUGGCCUGUACAUCCCCCUCUGAAGAGCAGCGGAGCAGCAUUGAGGAACGUCACCUGCUUCUCACCCUGUCAGGGCACUGGCUUGCCCAGGAGGACCCCAUGCCAGUGGAUGAGCUGGAGGAACUGGAGAAGCAGAUCUGGCUCUGCCGCAUUGCCCAGCACACCCUGGGAGGAAGCCAAGAGGAUUUAGACCGCAGGUUUUCUCAACAGAUCUCAACUAGUGGUGAACUUUCCUUUGAUAGUUUUGCCAGUGAGUUUUCUUUCUCCAGGUUGGCUGCUCUGAACACAUCAAAAUACUUAGAGCUUAAUGGUCUUCCAUCCAAAGAUGUACAUGACAAUAGAUUGAGUUUGAAGGAGGAGGAAUCACUGAACUUUUUGAUUGGACGCCUGUUAGAUGAUGGCUGUGUUCAUGAAGCAAGCAGAGUGUGCCGCUAUUUUCGUUUCUACAACCGAGAUGUUGUCCUGGUGUUGCAUUGCCGAGCGCUAGCCUCAGGGGAAGCUAGUAUGGAAGACCUGCACCCAGAGGUCCAGGCUCUGCUGCAGAGCGCUGAACUGCGUGAGCAAGAGGAAUCUGAGGUUCCUCUGAGGAAAGUCCAAAGCACUUCAAGUUUGGAUAUUCAGUCCUUUGUGAUAGUGGCCUCCAGUGAUGAAGUGGUUACUGAUCUGGAAAUUCUAACAAGUAAAUGCCUCCAUGGGAAGAACUACUGCCGGCAGGUUGUGUGUCUGCAUGAACUUGCCAAGGAACUAGGCUGUUCCUACACAGAUGUUGCCUCCCAGAAGGGUGAGGCUGUACUCCGGGCAAUCUUGGCCUCUCAGCAGCCUGAUAGAUGCAAGCAAGCUCAGGCCUUCAUCAGCACCCAGGGCCUCAAGCCAGACACUGUGGCUGAACUAGUGGCUGAAGAAGUGACAAGAGAGCUGCUCACGUCAUCAGAGGGAACAGGACAUAAGCCGAUGUUCAGCCCUGCAGAAGAAAGCCAGACGUUUCUCCAGUUGACCAUGCUGUGUCAAGACCGCACAUUGGUUGGCAUGAAGUUGUUAGAGAAGAUAUCCUCUGUUCCCCAUGGAAAACUCUCUUGUACCACAGAGCUGCUGAUCCUGGCCCAUCAUUGCUUCUCCCUGACGUGCCACAUGGAGGGCAUCAUCCGAGUCCUGCAGGCUGCCCGGCUGCUCACAGAUAACCAUUUGGCCCCCAAUGAGGAGUAUGGACUGGUGGUACGUCUCCUCACUGGCAUUGGAAGGUACAAUGAAAUGACAUACAUAUUUGACUUGCUGCAUAAAAAACACUACUUUGAAGUGUUGAUGAGAAAGAAACUGGAUCCGAGUGGCACCCUGAAGACAGCCCUGCUUGACUACAUUAAGCGCUGUCGCCCUGGAGAUAGUGAAAAGCAUAACAUGAUUGCCCUGUGCUUCAGCAUGUGCCGGGAGAUUGGCGAGAACCAUGAGGCAGCUGCCUGCAUCCAACUUAAACUGAUCGAAUCUCAGCCAUGGGAGGAGAGCCUCAAGGAUGGGCACAAGCUGAAGCAGCUCUUGCUGAAAGCCCUGACACUGAUGCUGGAUGCUGCAGAGAGUUAUGCCAAGGACUUCUGUGUGAGACAAGCCCUGCGCUGUCACCGGUUCACCAAGCUGUUAACAUUACAGAUUCACUUUCUGAACACUGGCCAGAACACAGUGCUCAUCAACCUGGGCCGCCAUAGGUUGAUGGACUGUAUUAUGAGCCUCCCUCGAUUCUACCAGGCUUCUAUUGUGGCUCAGGCCUAUGACUUUGUUCCAGAUUGGGUUGAAAUUCUAUACCAGCAAGUGAUUCUUAAAGGUGACUUUAAUUACCUGGAAGAAUUUAAACAGCAGAGGUUAUUAACAUCCAGUGUAUUUGAGGAGAUUUCAAAAAAAUACAAACAGCAUCAGCCUACAGACACAAUAAUGAAAAACCUGAAGAAGUUACUGACAUAUUGUGAAGAUAUCUACUUGUAUUACAAGUUGGCAUAUGAACACAAAUUUUAUGAUGUUGUAAAUACGCUUCUGAAGGACCCUCAGAUAGGCUGCUGUAUAAAGGACAUGCUGGCAGGUUAG